Molecule: messenger RNA, 5017 nt
Organism: Carassius gibelio (silver crucian carp)
Lineage: Eukaryota; Metazoa; Chordata; Actinopteri; Cypriniformes; Cyprinidae
Product: myosin phosphatase Rho-interacting protein
Exons: 19
Coding region: 1-4695 (1564 amino acids)
Biological process (GO): actin filament organization
Cellular component (GO): actin cytoskeleton
Molecular function (GO): actin filament binding
Source: RefSeq, a predicted model, not a curated record
AUGAAGCAGACAGCAGAAAACCAAAGUGGUGGUGCUGCUGCUAAAAGAAGUAGCACUUCUGGAAAUAGUUUCACCAACAGCAUUAAAAGACAAGCCAGCAUCGGUUCUACUAAUAACGGUGCUAAAGUGUCCAUCAGUGAUAAUGCUGGCACUAGUACCAGCGGUGCCACUAAAGGCCGUAGCAGAAGUAGCAUCAGUAAUACUAAAGGGGCCACCAAAAAUGUCAGAAGAGUUGGCGUGGUGAGCACGGUGGAGGAGGUCUUGAUGCUCUCCUCAGAGAAGGAGCUGGAGGAGGAGUCUUCCAGUACUGGUAACGCUUCAUCACUCGAUGCCCAGCUUGGGUCCUCUCUCUCUUCAUCGCUCAGUCAGUCCUCGGGCUGCUCUGACACAGACGGAACUAAGAAUCGAUUGGGCACUGAAAGCGGCUAUUCGUCUCUGGAGAAGACAAGUCCAAGUCUUGUGGAUGCACAAGCACACACUGACUCCAGGAGAUCUCCGGAAGCUGUUCAACAAGAGGGUUCAUGUCUGGAGACCGAGCUUCCCCCCUCAACCUUCACUUCUUCCUCUACUGAACAAAACGACCAUAACACAACUGUCAAUACAUCUCAGGAUUCCCACCCUAAUGAUAUUCCUGAUCACUCACAGCAUUUGAUGUCAUGUAGUCUCCGCUCCAAAUCGCUGGAGCGCAGACCGCUUGAUUCCACGCCCACACCUGACCUCCUUAAUUUCAAAAAGGGAUGGAUGUCUAGACUGGGAGAAGAUGGAAAGUGGCGGAAACACUGGUUUGUUCUUACUGACCAGACUUUGAGAUUCUAUCGUGACUCUGCAGCAGAAGAGGCAGCUGAUGUGGAUGGUGAGAUCAACUUGUCUACUUGCUAUGAUGUUACAGAUUUCCCUGUACAAAGGAACUAUGGCUUUCAGAUUCAUACAAAGAAUGGAGUCUUUACUCUCUGUGCAAUGACUUAUGGGAUACGACGCAACUGGGUCCAGGCAGUAAUAAAAAACAUUCAUCCCACCGUUGCCCCUGAUGUCACAUGGAAAAAUCCUGCUAUAAAACCCAGUUCAAUUCCUCAAAAGGUGCCGAUGACUAGUGCACAUGCUCGUACAAGCUCCUGCCAAUGCAGUACAGUUCCCCAGGAGGCAGAGCAAAGGAGUCGCAUCCGUGAGCGACGUAGAGAGGGGCGUUACAAAACCUUUGAUUGGGCAGAAUUAAGUUGUAAACAGAACAAAGAAGAGUUGUCAAAUGAUCCAUCUGGAAGGCAGUGGAACCAUAACAUUGAGCGCUCAGUGCCUCCUGCACCUGCAUCAUCCCCUGAAGAGCAGAUAACACGUACAGCCUCUGAGGCAUCAGAGAAUGAAUAUCUUCAGAAAAAAAGAAUCUCUCAGAGGCAACGCUUAAAUAUCAUGUCAGCCGAUAUACCAUCGAACUUAUCACUUAUGGCAGUGUCCAGUCGCACCUCCCCAGAAUCAAUCAGCCCAGACAGCUUAGAGGUCGAUGCAGGAACUGUAUAUGUCCAGUGUGACAGCCGUGGUGAACUACUGGAAGCUAAACCCAAAGAAGAAAAGCAGGUUGAUCGCUCCACAUCUCCAUUGCCAGUCACCUUCUCUUCAUCUUCAGCGCAGACAGAAUGGCAGUGGGAUGUGGAGCUUCAGAGUCUACGUAGAGAAUUGAAGGCUGAGCACGAGAGGAAUCAGACUCAAGAAAAGGAGUUAAGAAUCAGUGAGGCCCGACUCCAAGCUGAGCUUAAUGACAGCAAAGAAUGUCUUCAGAGGACAGAGUUAAAGAUUGAAGAGGCAGAAACUCUUCUGAAGGAGCGUGAGGAGGUGCUGGAGAGUCUGCGUGGACAGUUGGAGGAUGUAACGGGUCGUCUUAAAGCAACCGAAGAGGCGCAAGCCUUGAAAGAGGUCAGGCUACAGAGGCACUUGCGCCUCCUGCAAGAGAGCCAGGAACGAGAAAGGAGGAGCCUCAGUGACAGCCUUGACCAAUCAGAACAGCGAUCGAAGGAACUGGAGGAGCGUCUGAGGCAGAAAGAGGCUGAGCUGCAGAAAUGCCCAGCUGGGGACGUUACUGAUGAACUUCUGCGAAGGUGCCAGGAGUUACAAAACCAGCUGGAAGAGUCAGACAAUGAGGUCUGUCGUCUGCAAGCACGCCUCCAAACCGAAGAGACUCUUUAUUAUGACAUGGAGCAUGAUUAUGAAAAAGCUUGUGAGGAGAUACAGAGUUUGCAAGGUGCUCUGCUGGACUGUGAGAGGGUAAGUGAGGAGCGCUUUCAAACCCAGUUGGUGCAUCAACAGCAAGAGUUAGACAGGAAGGAACGAGAACUACAGGAAGUGCUUCUUAAGAUGGCCAUUCUGGGCAGUAGUUUAGAGGAGACAGAACAAAGGCUCAAGGAAGCUCAAACCCAUUCUUCUGAAGCUAAUGUUGUCUGUGAGGCAUUGAUUAGGCCACAACAAUGCAGACAGAAAGGGCAGAGUGAUUCGGAAAUGCAACCAACUGCUCAGGGAGACGAGUCACAUAGAGUGAUCUCCGUGAUCCAGGCACUAGAGUGCAAGUUGUGUGACACUGAAGAGCGACUCCGGGAGCUAACCAUGCAUCUUCAACAACAGCAACAACUUUAUGAUGAUGGAAAACCUGACAGCUGGAGGUUGGUUGGUGAGAGUUCAGGGAGAAAUCAAACUCUGGAGAUGGCCAGCAGAGUUUUGUCACUGGAGGCACUGAUUAUCCAGAGGAUUGCCUCUGCACUUGAGCAUCCCAGCUCAAAGUUGCUUAAUAAAUUGUCAGAGGUGCAUAUCCAGGUGCUUAGGAUGGCUCAAGGAGGCAGUCAUAAUGGGGCUGUAGAACCUAGUUACUCCCAGAUCUUCUUGGACACUCUUGAACAAGAUCUGAUAGACAGUACGUUGAGUGAAAGUGCAAUCCAUAGAAUGUGUGUAAGAGCAGAGAUGACAUACCUCAUACAUACUCUCUGUACUCAUCCCUCACAGGAGCAAAAGGGAUCUGACCUUUUUUAUGUCUUGCCUUGGCCAGAGAGUACCUCACCUGGAACCAAAAUGGAAAACUGUUCAAAGCAGGGGUCCAGACUUGCUGACAUCAGCCCACCAGAACUUGCACCUUACAGUGAACAAAUGGAUGAAGAACUGGCAACCGAUCUUUUACUUGAGGGCUCGGAGGUACAGCUUGCUUGCAGAAAUAGUCUGGUGGAAGAGCUCCGUGCUCAGGCCCAGUCACUGCAGAACCUCUCAACACAGCUACAGUCUAAUGUUAGAGAGGUCGACCUUCCUGGUGAACUACCCUCAGCCAUCUUGAGGGCAGCAAUUUGUCAAGCCACUUUGGCAUACAUGGCCUGUCGUCUCCGUUCGGCCCUGAAGCAAGAAAUUAGUGCCCUACGCAAACAGAGAGAGCAGGCUGAGUGCGAGUGUCGUGCCAUGUGUCGUAGCAUGGAGACUCUUUUCCAGGAACAGACGGAGCGUUACGAAGAGAAGCUGCGUGAGGAACGUGUUGUUGUCGAACAGGCAGAGCAAGAACGUGUUUCUGCAGAGACCAAUGCUCAGUUGAGGAGGGAAGAAGUUGAAAAAUUGCAUUUGGAGUUUGAGGAGAAGCUCCAAGAGCUUCAGAAAAUCCAUGAAGAGGAGAUGAGCCGUCUCCACGAAUAUUACAUUCAAAACUUGUCAAGGCCAAAAGCGGCAACUCUCCCAGAACUAGAGGAGAAUGAAGAGACUGAGGAGAUGACCGCUCUGCAAGACCGAAUCAGAGAGCUUGAGACAGAGGUGACUUGUCUGAGGGCAGAUCUUAGUAACCAGGAUGUCAAAGCCUUCCACCUUGACCUGGAAACUAUCAAGGCCACGUAUGAGCAUGGUUUCAGUAUUAUGGAAGACAGCCACCAGCGAGUGAUUGAGGAGAUGCAGAGGCAGCAUCAGAAAGAGGUGGAGAGGCUGACUGAGGAGCGAGAAAGAGUACUGCAGGAAGAGACGAAUGCCACUAUUGCAGCCAUUGAGGCUAUGAGGAAAGCUCAUAAAGAGGAAAUGGACAAGACACAGAAAGCCCUGCAAAAUGGAACCAGUGUGGACAUCCGCCAGAUUCAUGCACAAUACAAUGAGGAGCUGGAAACGUUGCACAGGGAGCUGGAAGUGUUGUCAGAGCAGUAUUCUCAGAAAUGCCUGGAAAAUACCCAUUUGAAUCGCACUGUAGAAACAGAAAGGGAAGCAUUGAGUACAACACAGAAAGAGAACCAGGAACUUCGCAUUCACAACCAGGAAUUAAAUGAGUUUUUGGCUGCUGAAUUAUCCAUGAUGCAUUCACACUUGAAUGGGGAAGUGAAACAUUCCCAAUCUUCCCAGGAAAAAGACAAGUAUCAGCUGGAGGUAAAUCUCAGAGUAAAGGAAUCAGAGAUUAAGUGUCUGAAACAGGAGAUCAACUCACUUAAACUGGGACUGCAGGCAGGAAAUACGUAUUUUAAAGAGCUAGACUCUGAGUUGAUUGCUUCAGAAGUCAAAACUCAAAGUGGCUUCACCAAACCGAGGAUGGUGCCAGCAAGACAGAGUUUAAAAUAUGAUCUGAUGAAAUCCAGGAGCAACCUUGACUUCCCAAAGGACCAUGCCACACUUACACAACCUGUCAGAUCCAAGAGUCUUAAGGAUGGACUCACUGUUUUGGAGAGGAUGAAACUUUUUGAAUUAACCAGCAUGCAAAAGAUUUGAGUGUGUGUGUGUAUGUCUGUGUGAUAGAGAGAGAGAAAGAUAAGCAUUUUAAUGUCUAAUGGGGGUUAAUUAUUUAAAUGUAUAUCUUUAUAACACAAUGAAUUCUAACUAUACCUUAAGUCACGUGUGUGUGUGUGUGUGUGUGUGUGUGUACAUCAGUCAUUUUAAUUGUUGUUUCGUUUCUACUUUAGACAGCAGAAUUAAUUUUUGAUAUGACAUUGUCUCUCUUAAUCUUAAACCGUCUUUGUUUAUAUUUACAUGUUUAUGCCUGAUUGAGCAUCAGUUCGAUUUGCUUUAUCUCUGAUUAUGAAUAAAGUCAAGC